GGUGCGGCGGUCGCGGACCGGGCCGAAUGAAUGUGCGCUCCCGUUUAUUCAACGGACAGGUGCAGGAGGAGACGAUGUCGAUGUCGCACGCUCGCAACGUACCGGCAGACUGGAGUCCGGGAUACGGGGCACCGUAGAGUGGCAUACAGGCGCUCAGCAUGGACGACGAGGCGUCACCGUGCCCCGUCGCGAGCAAGUUGUCGACAAGCGGCAGCGAGUACGCCACCCUGACCCCGGUGGCACCGAUGUCCUACACCGGGGCACACCACGUGCACCAACACGUGGAGCUGCAGCCGACGCUGUACCACCCGCACCACCAGCAGCCGCCGACGGUGGCCGUGUUCCCGACCUUCUUCUGCGGCGGCGCUGUCCCGGAGAUGAUGACGACCACGUCGACGACGUCGAUCGAGCUACAGGACCUGCCGCCCGCGGUGGGCGGCGUUCCGUCUCCCGACUUCUCGGUCAACUCGGACUCGGACGACUCUUCGUCGGAGAAGGGAGGCUCGGCUGACCCGUUCGCCCCCGAGUGCAAGAUCCCGCUACCGGUUCCAUACUCCCCGUAUGACUACUGGCUCGAGCCCACCUUCAUUCGGCGCCGGAAUGAGCGGGAGCGACAGAGGGUUCGGCACGUGAACGAUGGCUUCGAGCGACUGCGUAGCCGACUGCCUCUUCCUCCACGAGACAAGGACCGUCGGCUGAGCAAAGUAGAGACUCUGCGCUAUGCCAUCAGCUACAUCAGGCACUUGCAAAGGCUGCUGGGACUACUUGACGAUGACGAGGAUGAAGAUGGGGAGAACAACCGAUGCCGCUGAUAGCAGAGGCCACGAAAGAAGCAUGUUCGGACGGUUGAGCACGAUAACAGCUUAAAGAGAAAUAGUGUGUGUGCGUGCCCAAGUGAACUUCUCAAGUCACAUGUGUUUCCUACCUCAUAAUCAGCAAUACGUCCUUUCAAUGCACAGAAAUAAUAAAAAAAAACUUGUCAGUUUUUCAGCAGCUAUUGCUAAUGAAUAUGGCCCAACUUGGUGUGUGAAUAAAGAUUAAGACUUGCAAUGUCUGCAGAAGCCUUUAGCUAUGUGCGCCACCCACAUACCCGCCUAAAAAUGUGCAAUGCUUU
This is a messenger RNA of Dermacentor albipictus, 1114 nucleotides long. RefSeq names its product helix-loop-helix protein 6-like. Lineage: Eukaryota; Metazoa; Arthropoda; Arachnida; Ixodida; Ixodidae. Gene Ontology annotation, biological process: regulation of transcription by RNA polymerase II; developmental process. Gene Ontology annotation, molecular function: protein dimerization activity; RNA polymerase II transcription regulatory region sequence-specific DNA binding; DNA-binding transcription factor activity, RNA polymerase II-specific. The record is from RefSeq and is a predicted model, not a curated record.